AAUUUGUGACCAUCUUCCUUGAGCUUGUUGUUCCGAUGAAGACGGUCACCGGAAGAGUUAACAGUGCAAAGCCAAUCUCUCUAUCAAAGGCGGCUACUCUUCUCUCCGGAUUCGUUUCUUCUGAGAAUGGAGCCUCUCAAGAUGUUAGCGCGUACCUUCGACGAGCUUCCGGUGCCUUUAUUGAAUUGAAGAGCAUCCAUAGGGAGAUUAAAUCAAAGGAGACGAAGCUAAGCUCUAAGAAGAAGAGGAAGAGUCAUCGAGAGAUGGGUUCGGAAGAGAGGAAGAAGAGUAAGAAAAAGAGAAAAUCCAGCGAGAUCGUUGUUUGAAGUUGAUCAAAAAAUUGUAGUGGAAUUAAGAAAAGCUUUCAAAUUUUGUGGGAAUGUUGUUGUAGUUGAAAGAUGUUCACUUGGUGAGAAAGAUUUGAUUUUUAGAAUUCUCUUGUUUAUAGUUUCUGUUAUCUGC
Molecule: messenger RNA, 462 nt
Organism: Arabidopsis thaliana (thale cress)
Lineage: Eukaryota; Viridiplantae; Streptophyta; Magnoliopsida; Brassicales; Brassicaceae
Product: nucleolar-like protein
Exons: 1
Coding region: 36-326 (96 amino acids)
Source: RefSeq, marked reviewed